UCAAACGUGCGUGACUUGACAUCGAGCUGUGGCUCCCUGCCUCUGGAAGUGGAAGAAGUUGAGUCUCCUCAGUCAUCCGCCGGCGCCGCCUCCUGUCCGCUCCGCUGCGGAGGACAGAGGACAGACUCACAGCGGAAACUUCUGCAAGGGGACACGCGAAGGACUACUGAGAGGAGUCCGAACCCAGCGCUGCAGCUGAGCCCCUCGGGAGAUCUCUCCAGGCCUUUUCCACUCCUACGAGGUCUUGUCCAGGAUUCAUCGCCACUUGCUGAUCAGGACAGUGCAGAGGCUGCUAUGUCUGUCUGAACUCACAGAUCUUGCUUCAGCCAUGGCCCAACAGCGCGCUGAGCUGUCCCACUGCUAGGCAACGGGGCAUCCGAGAGGGCUGAAGACAUGUUGGGACAGACGGCCGGGUACCACUGCACUGAAGUCUGUUACUAUAGCAAUUACUGUAGUAACCAUGGAAACGCUAUGGAGGACUGGUCUGGUCUGCACUGUCAUCGUCGUCAUGUUUGCCACCGAGGUCGAAGGAGGUCGCAGAGAUGAAUUUGCUCAGUCACAAGGAGCUUUUCCUGUGCUUCCAAGUUAAUGCUGCUUUCCUGUCCAGUCUUGGCCAGUAUGAGAUUGCCAUCCCAGUACGUGUAGGACCUAAUGGUGAGAUGCUGGAUACAGAAAAGACUCAACAUCACAGAAGAAGAAGACGCAGUACUGAAGACAGGAUGCCUGACUCUCUCUUCUACCAGCUGUCCACAUCGCGUAACAACUUCCUGCUGAACCUGACCUUGCAGGGAGGCCUGCUGUCUAGACAGUUUAGAGUAGAGUACUGGAAGAGAGGUCGUUUAGCCUGGAGUCACCCUUAUUCUCCGCACUGUCACUACGUAGGACACCUCCAAGACCAGCCACACUCCAGUAAAGUGGCCCUGAGCAACUGUAACGGCCUGCAGGGGGUGAUUGUUGCAGGGGGAGAGGAGUACCUGAUUGAACCCCUUGUUUCACCAGAUAACCAGACAAGGAUGGAGAGGGGGGAGAGAGCAGAGGGGCGCCCCCAUGUGGUUUAUAAGCGGUCAUCGCUCCGCCAUCAGUACAAGGGCCAAUCCUGUGGAGUCAUUGAUGAGAAGCCGAUGAAAGGUGCAUCGUGGUGGCAGCGAACGCUGAAGACGCCUCCCCAUCAUGUCGGUCGCGGCCAACUGCCUCUGAAGCGCUCAGUUAGCCGCGAGCGCUACGUGGAGACUCUGGUGGUGGCUGACAAGAUGAUGGUGGGUUACCAUGGUCGUAGAGACAUCGAGCAGUACAUCCUGGCCGUCAUGAAUAUUGUUGCCAAACUGUUCCAGGACUCUAGCCUGGGGAAUGCAGUCAACAUUGUGGUGACACGACUCAUCCUGCUCAUGGAAGACCAGCCAACUCUAGAGAUCAACCAUCACGCAGGGAAGUCUUUAGACAGCUUCUGUAAGUGGCAGAAAAGCAUCCAGCACCGUAACAGCUACGGCAACGCCAUACCAGACAACGGGAUCGCUCACCAUGACACUGCUGUGCUUAUAACCAGGUACGACAUCUGCAUCCAGAAAAACAAGCCCUGUGAAACUCUAGGUCUGGCUCCUGUGGGAGGGAUGUGUGAGCCAGAGAGGAGCUGUAGCAUCAACGAGGACAUCGGCCUGGGAACAGCCUUCACUAUCGCCCAUGAGAUCGGACACACGUUCGGGAUGAACCAUGACGGUAUGGGAAAUGCCUGUGGGCCCCGCAGCCAGGAGACUGCCAAGCUGAUGGCUGACCACAUCACCAUGAAGACAAACCCAUUCAUCUGGUCCGCCUGUAGCCGGGAUUACAUCACCAGCUUCCUGGACUCAGGUAUGGGAUCCUGCCUGAACAAUAUUCCCCCCAAGCAGGAGUUUGUGUACCCCACCACAGCACCGGGUCAGGCCUACGACGCGGAUGAGCAGUGCCGCUUCCAGUAUGGCGUCAGAUCUCAGCAAUGCAAAUACGCGGAAGUCUGCAGUGAACUUUGGUGCAUGAGCAAGAGCAACCGUUGCAUCACCAGCAGCAUUCCUGCUGCAGAGGGAACCAUCUGUCAGACCAACACUAUAGAGAAAGGGUGGUGCUAUAAGAGGGUGUGCGUGGCAUAUGGGACUCGUCCAGAGGGUGUGGACGGGGGCUGGGGUCCGUGGUCGCCCUGGGAGGAGUGCAGCAGAACCUGUGGAGGAGGAGUCUCUUCUUCUAUCAGGCACUGUGACAACCCCAGGCCAACCAUUGGUGGAAAGUAUUGUUUGGGGGAGAGAAAACGCUUCAGAUCCUGCAAUAUCGAUGAGUGCCCUGCAGGUUCUCGGGACUUCCGGGAGAUUCAGUGCUCUGAUUUUGACAGCAUUGCUUUCCGAGGAAAAUUUUACACCUGGAAGCCAUACAGGGGGGGUGGGGUGAAGCCCUGCUCUCUCAAUUGCCUGGCGGAAGGAUACAACUUCUACACGGAGCGUGCUCCAGCUGUGGUGGACGGCACACCUUGCCGAGACGACUCUCUGGAUGUGUGUGUAAACGGAGAGUGUAAGCAUGUAGGGUGUGAUCGUAUCCUCGGCUCAGACGUUCGCGAGGACCGAUGCCGGAUCUGCGGGGGUGACGGGAGCAGCUGUGUGUCUGUGGAAGGACUCUUCAACGACUCGCUGCCCGAAGGAGGUUAUGAAGAGGUGGUCAGAAUUCCUAAAGGAUCGGUGUUCAUCCACAUACAAGAGCUCAACAUCUCCCUCAACUACCUUGUGCUGAAGGGUAAAGGGGACCAGUUCUUUAUCAAUGGGAAACUCACCAUUGACACACCGCGCAGGUUCGACAUUGCCGGUACUACCUUCCACUACAGGCGGCCCACUGACGGACCAGAAACGCUUGAAGCUCUGGGACCAACAAACAUAACCCUGAUUGUCAUGGUGCUGGUGAGGGAAGAGAACCCAGGGAUCCACUAUCGUUUCAACCCCCCACUGAACAGGGAUCCCCUGUCCAGUUUUGCCUGGCACUACACCUCCUGGUCACGCUGCUCAGCUCUCUGUGCAGGAGGCGUGCAGAUCCAGCAGGUGGUGUGCAAGAGGCAAACAGAUCACUCAGUCGUCUACAACCACUUCUGUGACAAGAAGAGUAAACCCAAAGAGAAGAGACGAUCCUGCAAUACUGAGCCGUGCUCCCCGAGCUGGUGGACAGGAGAGUGGUCGGACUGCAGCCGCAGCUGUAAUGGCGGCCUGCGGACACGGGAGGUUUUAUGUAAAAGGAGGAUUUCUGGGACAGAGGAGAAGGUCCUGGACGACUCGGCGUGUACGUCCCUACGCCCUUCUCUCACAGAGCCCUGCAGCAACCACAGCUGCCCCCCUGAAUGGCUGGCUUUGGACUGGUCAGAGUGCACGCCCAGCUGUGGUCCUGGCUACAGGCACCGUGUGGUCUUGUGUAAGAGCGGGGAGAGCGGUGACACGCUGCCGGAGUCCAAGUGCCCCAAACAUGGCCGACCCACCUCCAGAGUCCGCUGUAACUUAAAGCGCUGCCCUCCCCCUCAGUGGGUGACAGGUCCCUGGGGAGAGUGUUCUGCCAAGUGCGGUCUGGGUCAGGAGAUGCGUUCGGUGCAGUGUCUGACCCACACUGGCCAGCCGUCCAAUGAGUGUCUGGAACAUCAGCGGCCAGCGGCCAUGCAGCAGUGCAAGAGCAAAUGUGACCUCAGUCUGCCUGUCAAUACAGACAACCCCGAAGAGUGUAAAGAUGUGAACACUGUGGCCUACUGCCCCCUGGUGCUCAGGUUCAAGUUCUGCAGCCGGCCGUAUUUCAGGCAAAUGUGCUGCAAGACCUGCCAGGGACACUGACCUGGACACCACGAAACUCACAGCAUCCAUCUUUGGGUCCUGUACACACUCACAGUAAGCCUGAAAACCCUCCCACUGAGCCUUUUAACAGCAGCCCUCACACUACCUCUAUCAGAGGAGCGUGAGAUCAAACUGGGAUGCCGUCGGACCUACACCUGGUCCCGUAACUGCUAAGAGGGACCUUUUUUCCAGCCAGAAUCCAGCCCGAACCAGACGCCUCUCUGGGCCGAGAUGAGUUACACAUUCCACUGGAGAGAGGGCUGCUGAAACCUGGAGGGGCAGAGGAGGGAGGAGAGAGGGAGUAUCCCUCCAUCGUCUUUUAGGAUGAACCCUCUCUCUCUCUCUUUGUCUGUCUUCAUAAAAGAUCCCUCUGUUGUAAUAUUUUGGUGCUACUAUAUUUCACUUUGGCCGCAGGGCUGGUUGCAGUACUCCCUCAAACCUGUAUGUUAACGGGUGACGUUCGUUUAGUUAUGAAUUGAAAAAUCCACUCUGUAAAGAAAAUGAUUUUCCAGAUAUCUUUGCCCAUGAAAAGGAAUAUCUUUAUAUGCUAUAAAAUGAAAGAUUUCUAUGUUAUCUAAUAGUUGUUACUUGACCACAUUGUUUUACGCCAUUGCUUUCUUCCCAUAUCAAUGUAUUCAUCAAGUUCUCACUGUUAUUCAGCUGAAGUGUGAGCAGAGUUUGAUUUGCACAAAGUGUCAACAGUCUUGUGUAUUUUAUGUUUGUGUUGAUGUGAUUUGACUUGAUGUCUCUGUGGAAGCUAUAAAUGUCUCACUGCAUUGAACCCGCCGUAGUCUUGACAUUUUGUUUAGUUUGCUUAAAUGUUCUCUACAGUAAAACAGGACAAGACACAUCGAGACACUGCCUUAGUAAUGUGAGCAAAGCCAGUGCUGACUCGCCAGGACGCUUUCAGAUAAUAGGAUGUUAUUUUGUGUUGUGGCUGCAGACUGUGGCAGCUUGUGCAAAAAAAACAACUUCACAAAGGAGAUUUAGUAGCUCAGCUCGGGGUCAUUAUCUGAAAAUCCCUCAGCGUUGGGCCUGGGGCUGUUAAUUUAUAUACAUAUAUAUAUUUUUUUUGGUUUAUUUUUGCCACAUGUUACCAGUCAUUCAACAGUGCUUGUGACUUUUACUGUGAGUGGAAAUUCAGAGCACAGUGAUGGACACAGUGAGUCAGCUCUGCCAGCGGGAUCAGACCUCUGACGACACCACUUUCAUAUAUCUUUUUACUGUAGGGGUGCUAAUCUGGUGAUUUCUUUUCAUGGCUAUCGGAAUAUUACAUUCGAUUUCUGCCGUGAGAUUUCCCCUAAAUCCUUCACACUGAACCUUUAAUGAAUCACUCAGUGUAUAACUUAGCGUGUGCUGAAUUCUCAAAAACAAAAAUAAUCAAAAAUGAUCGGCGGAUCACAGAAGCUAAAUGAUGCUCUCAUGUCGUGAACCCACGUUGCCCAAGAUAGCAGUGUGAUUAUGUGAUCCAAAAGGAAGAGCAUCACCUGACCCAAAUAUUGAAUGGUGAUUUCAUUGAAGAUUUUCUACUUAGACAGUAGUUUCAGCUCUUUCUCCUUCCUGCAGUGUUCCCUUUUAGAAAUGCCGAGUCAGAAGCUCAGAGAUCAGUCAUCGCUGUGACGCCCGCUGUGCUCUGAACUCUGCUGUGGUCAAACUAUUCUCAAAUAUUCACACUGAUCACCGCUAUAAACAGCUCUGUAUAGCACUAAAUGUCACAUAAUUUCAUUGUAAAGAGACGAAGCUGCAGUAUGUCUGUGUGGGGUUUAGCUGCAAUGUUGUUGUUGUUGUUGUUGUUGUUUUCCCUUUGUGGUGCUUUGGUUUGGAUUGGUGCUAUUAGUUCACCUCUUUUGACAUUGUUUCUGAGUUAUAAUUUUAACAGUUGUGCUUUUAAUUAUUUAGACGUCAGUUUGAGCCUUUUGUAACAGUAUCAAAUUACAGAGCUGGCCCGAGGUGUAAAACCGCAGCUGCUUAGGGCCCCUCACCUACCAGGGGCCCCCUUUGGUUUCCUAUGUUCAUUCUCUGAUAAUAUGAGUUUAGUUUACACUCUCUGACUUGGUUAAAAGUUCCCAACAGUGCCCCUAAAACGCAGCUCACUGGACAAAUAUGUACAAGUGCAUGUAUGUAAUACAAAUGUCACAUACUCUAACAAUUUCUGAAGGAGUACUAUACAAAGUAUUUUCAUUUCCAGGUGCUCUUAACAAUAUGGGGAUGACAAAAAUCCAUUUUACUGGUGUUAAACAAGCAUUUGGGUUUGGGAACAAAUUUUAGAAUUUUGACAAAUAACUUUUGUUAAAUAUUUGGUUUUGUUGGAUUGUGCAUGGGGUUCCAGAAAGUCUUCUAAUCCAUUUAUGUGGAAUAUAGAAACAUUGAGAAUAUGUAAUUGAAAAAUCCAGUUGAGCCGUAUUUCAUCGGAGCGUACGGCUUACUUAAUCAUUGCAGUUUUUUCAGGACUGAAUAGCAUGAAAUACCAGUUGUAACAUUUUCAAUUGCACAUAUUGUUUCAGAAGAUAAUUCAAAGAAUCAUUGCCAGAUAUUUCCUGUUUAAGCAUCAGAAAGGCAUUUCCUCUGUAUUUACCUGUGCCUUUAUUAAAGGUUCACACUGAGUAGUGAGCCUGUUUUCUGAACAAGUAAGAGGAACAGUACCGGUUAUUGUUGUUUUGUUUGUCACAUGCUAAUUAUAACACGACAUGUACUGUAUGUUGUUCAGUAGAAAAUGAAUGCGUUUGUCCCCCAUGUACAUCUUUUUCAAAGGAAACAUUACAUUGAAUAAACAUGGCGCAUUGUUGGUUCUAAGACUUGA
Messenger RNA from Scatophagus argus, 6621 nucleotides. RefSeq names its product ADAM metallopeptidase with thrombospondin type 1 motif, 10 (gene adamts10). Gene Ontology annotation, molecular function: metalloendopeptidase activity. The record is from RefSeq and is a predicted model, not a curated record. Gene Ontology annotation, cellular component: extracellular matrix. The transcript has 27 exons. The coding region runs from base 543 to 3821 and encodes 1092 amino acids. Gene Ontology annotation, biological process: extracellular matrix organization; proteolysis. Lineage: Eukaryota; Metazoa; Chordata; Actinopteri; Scatophagidae.